Molecule: messenger RNA, 687 nt
Organism: Chrysochloris asiatica (Cape golden mole)
Lineage: Eukaryota; Metazoa; Chordata; Mammalia; Afrosoricida; Chrysochloridae
Gene: METTL5
Product: methyltransferase like 5
Exons: 7
Coding region: 1-630 (209 amino acids)
Biological process (GO): rRNA methylation
Molecular function (GO): rRNA (adenine-N6-)-methyltransferase activity; nucleic acid binding
Source: RefSeq, a predicted model, not a curated record
AUGAAGAAAUUAAGGCUUAAGGAGCUAGAGAGUCGCCUGCAACAAGUGGAUGGAUUCGAAAAGCCCAAACUACUUCUAGAACAGUAUCCGACCAGGCCUCACAUUGCAGCAUGUAUGCUGUAUACAAUCCAUAACACAUAUGAUGACAUUGAAAAUAAAGUGGUUGCAGAUCUAGGAUGUGGUUGUGGCGUGCUUAGCAUCGGAACUGCAAUGUUGGGAGCAGGAUUGUGCGUUGGAUUUGAUAUAGAUGAAGAUGCACUGGAAAUAUUUAAUAGAAAUGUGGAAGAAUUUGAUUUAACAAACAUUGAUAUGGUUCAGUGUGAUGUGAGCUCACUGUCUAAUAGAAUGUCCAAGUCAUUUGACACAGUAAUUAUGAAUCCUCCUUUUGGGACAAAGAAUAAUAAAGGAACAGAUAUGGUUUUUCUGAAAACUGCUUUGGAAAUGGCAAGAACAGCAGUAUAUUCUUUACACAAAUCCUCCACCAGAGAACAUAUAAAAAAAAAAGCGGCAGAAUGGAAAAUCAAGAUAAAUAUUGUUGCAGAACUGAGAUAUGAUCUGCCAGCAUCAUACAAAUUUCAUAAAAAGAAAUCAGUGGACAUUGAAGUGGACCUAAUUCGAUUUUCUUUUUGAAAAUCCAGAGAGAAAAGUAGAUUCAAACCUAAAUAAAAUGAAUUCUAAAAUGUUUAC